Messenger RNA from Cariama cristata (Red-legged seriema), 1908 nucleotides. RefSeq names its product activating molecule in BECN1-regulated autophagy protein 1-like. The record is from RefSeq and is a predicted model, not a curated record. Lineage: Eukaryota; Metazoa; Chordata; Aves; Cariamiformes; Cariamidae. Gene Ontology annotation, cellular component: intracellular membrane-bounded organelle. The transcript is spliced from 9 exons. The annotation marks the transcript as partial. Gene Ontology annotation, biological process: autophagy.
GUGCUGUGAUUGGGGAUGGCCAGUCAGCUGUGGCCAGCAACAUUGCCAACACCACUUACCGGCUCCAGUGGUGGGACUUCACUAAAUUUGAUCUGCCUGAAAUCAGCAAUGCCUCUGUGAACGUACUUGUUCAAAACUGCAAGAUUUACAAUGAUGCUAGCUGCGAUAUCUCUGCCGAUGGGCAACUGCUGGCAGCCUUCAUUCCCAGCAGCCAAAGAGGCUUCCCUGAUGAAGGAAUACUGGCUGUAUAUUCUCUGGCACCCCACAACUUGGGCGAGAUGCUUUACACAAAGCGAUUUGGCCCUAAUGCCAUUUCUGUGAGCCUGUCUCCAAUGGGCAGAUAUGUAAUGGUGGGACUGGCUUCCCGACGUAUCCUGUUGCACCCGUCCACAGAACACAUGGUUGCUCAAGUCUUCAGACUGCAACAGCCCCACGGUGGAGAAACCUCUAUGAGGAGAGUUUUCAACGUACUGUACCCAAUGCCUGCCGACCAGAGAAGACAUGUCAGCAUAAACUCAGCUCGCUGGCUGCCUGAGCCAGGCCUGGGAUUGGCAUAUGGCACCAACAAAGGGGACCUGGUGAUUUGCCGACCAGAGGCCUUAAACUCUGGAGUUGAGUACCACUGGGACCAGCUGAAUGAGAACGUCUUCGCUGUGCAUUCCAGCAGCAGGAGCACUGAGCGGCCUGGAACCAGCAGAGCCACAUGGAGGACAGACAGGGACAUGGGCCUGAUGAAUGCCAUAGGCCUGCAACCCCGAAACCCCCCCACCUCUGUGACUUCGCAGGGUACCCAGACCUUGGCACCUCAGCUGCAGAAUCCCGAGACUCAGACAGAGAGGGAGGUACAGGAGCAGGAAUCCGCCUCUGCAGGGACUGGGGAAGGUGAAGGUCCAGAAUAUGGGGCCAGUGGAGAGGAUGCCCUGAGUAGGAUCCAAAGGCUGAUGGCAGAAGGCGGCAUGACUGCCGUGGUGCAGCGGGAGCAGAGCACCACUAUGGCGUCCAUGGGCGGCUUUGGCAACAACAUCAUUGUGAGCCACCGGAUCCACCGCAGCUCUCAGACUGGUGCGGAGUCCACCGGCGUUGAGGGCACAUCGGCACAGCAGUCCACCUCGCAGCAGUCAGCAGCUGAGCUGGAGGGACGGAUCCUUUCAGAGUCUAUGCAGCUGUCGGAGCACGGCCUGAGCCCGCGGACAGCCUCUGGUGGGAACGAAGGACAAAGCGCUGGUGAUCUGGACCUGCCAGAGCAGGCCCAGUCUUCCAUGGAGACUGAGGGACCAACUGAAUACAGUGACCUAACUAAUAAUAACCAUCUUCCUGACAGUACCAACUUCUAUAGUAAUGACAGCACCAGCGGGGAGUCGCGGAACAGGUAGAGAUUGAGUUGUGUGUUGGUGCUACCCUUGUACUGCUCAGCAGAGACCUGUACCUCACAGCUGGCCAGGAGCUGGAAGAGUAGGGAUGUGUGGCUCUGACAUGAUGCUGGUGGUUCAGAAGGCUUCUCUAUCCUGGGUGGGUGGGAAGGGAUAAGGACUGCAAGAAAAGCCAUGGGGAAGAAAGCAUACUUAACUUCCAACAUUCCCACUGCUGAAGAGUUAGCAGGAAUAUGAACCGUACCAGCUGCACGUUGUGCAGAUUUUGAAGCCCCAUGGGAUCCCCUGAGCUCAGCCCUAACCCUGCAAUUCAGUCAGUGUCAUCCUUUGUAAAGCUUCUUUCCUUUCCUCUUUCCUGCCCUUUUAUGCCCAGAGGCUGAUCAGUAGAGUGAAGAAAGGGAAGGGGGCCUGCAGCAUCCUUCUGGAGACAGGCAGUCCUCCUGGGCAAACCUGGGCGUGAUGCUCCAGCUCCGUUGCUGGAGUGGAGGAGUCUUCCAGGCCACAAUCCUGCGGUGUAGUCUUUUCUGGGAAGAACUGG